AUGUGGAGGAAGGCCAAAAGCCAGGCGGCUGUGCUGCAAGGUGGCUGUGUGGGAGUGCCGUUUACAAACAAGAAACUCUGCACCAUUCUUACUACGGGACUGCCACUCGGGAACCUCUCCUCCUUACAGCUAAGCGUGAAGACUGUGUUGCAACGGCUCAGGCACCCGCCUUGCUCCGCAGGAAGUCCCGAAGGUGCGUCCCCCCAGAUCAACCUGCGCUUAAUAGAAACACAAAAUCCAGAUCGCAGGAAAUGGAGCUGCGACGCCCCCUGCCCCACUGAAGGCCGGGGACCGAGCAGCGCCUCUCCUUUCUGGAGGGCCGUGGGACUCGGCCGCGACUCUCGGCCGCUGGGCCGGGGCCAAACGCUCUUUCGCCGGCUCGCUAGAACCCAGCCGCGGGAGGAAGCGGCAGAGACCCUCUUUCAGGGCUGCGCAGCUGGUUGCGUCUCGUUCUGCGAGCCGGCGGCUGCCAUGGAUUCCUUCUACAGCGCCGCCUCGCAGGGCACCACCGACGGCUCCUCGCCUUUUAGGGCAUUCCCCGGCGGCGGCGGCGGCAGCGACAAGUUCAGCCCCACGUUCCUCGCCGGCAAAGGGCAGAGCGGCUUCGGCGACAGCAGCGGCGGCAGCCCCAAGUGCCGGAGCCGCUACGGCCAGGGGGAGUGCCCGGCCCUGGACGCCGGCGGCAGCGGGCAAGCGGCUCCGGCCGCCGCCUCCUUUAGCAAGUUCCACCCGCAGCCCCAGCCGCCGCCGCCGCUCUACGUGCAGCGAGGCCCCGGGAAGAGUCCUCCGGGCGGCAGCCUCAAGCCCCUGCCGGACCCCAGCGGGCACAACGGAGCCCUCCAGCUCUCCUGUUACGCUAAAGAGAGUUCCCUGGGAGAGGCUGAGCUGCAGCCAGGCUCAGAUCCUUCCGGAAUGGAUGGUAACUACCUCAGCGUGAAAGAGAGUGGUGUGAAGGUAUCCCAAGAAAGGGCAAGCAGCGAUCUUCCCAGCCCAAUGGACAAGACUGAUUCAGAGAGCAACAAAGGCAAGAAGAGACGUAAUCGCACCACCUUCACCAGCUACCAGCUGGAAGAACUAGAAAAGGUCUUUCAGAAAACCCACUACCCAGAUGUCUACGCCAGAGAACAGUUAGCUAUGAGGACGGACCUGACAGAGGCCCGAGUGCAGGUGUGGUUUCAGAACCGACGGGCAAAAUGGAGGAAACGAGAACGGUUUGGUCAAAUGCAGCAGGUUCGCACUCACUUUUCCACAGCCUAUGAACUGCCAUUGCUAACUCGAGCAGAGAACUAUGCCCAGAUCCAGAACCCAUCCUGGAUUGGCAACAAUGGUGCUGCCUCACCUGUGCCUGCCUGCGUUGUGCCAUGUGACUCGGUGCCUUCUUGCAUGUCCCCCCAUGCUCAUCCCCACACAACAGGAGGAGUCUCCGAAUUCCUGAGCGUCUCUGGUCCCAGCAGCCACGUGGGGCAGACUCACAUGGGCAGCCUCUUUGGCAGCACUGGCAUCAGCCCAGGCAUCAAUGGCUAUGAGCUGAACGGUGAGCCUGACCGGAAGUCCUCCAGCAUUGCAGCCCUGCGGAUGAAAGCAAAGGAGCACAGUGCGGCCAUAUCGUGGGCAACAUGACAGGGCUACGGCCAUUGUCCUCGAGACACUGACAAAGGAAACAGAACAGAUGAACCAAUCCAUCCACUCUUGGACUCUGGACAGCCAGUUCCCUCCUCAGACAUUGGAAUGCAGCACUUUUAGCUACCCUAGG
This is a messenger RNA of Gekko japonicus, 1753 nucleotides long. It is a transcript of the gene ALX4, whose product is annotated as ALX homeobox 4. NCBI's taxonomy places the organism in Eukaryota, Metazoa, Chordata, Lepidosauria, Squamata, Gekkonidae. Gene Ontology annotation, biological process: regulation of transcription by RNA polymerase II. Bases 1 to 1620 code for a protein of 539 amino acids. The record is from RefSeq and is a predicted model, not a curated record. Gene Ontology annotation, molecular function: RNA polymerase II transcription regulatory region sequence-specific DNA binding; DNA-binding transcription activator activity, RNA polymerase II-specific. The transcript has 6 exons.